Messenger RNA from Anthonomus grandis grandis, 2762 nucleotides. Its product is annotated as tripartite motif-containing protein 3-like. Lineage: Eukaryota; Metazoa; Arthropoda; Insecta; Coleoptera; Curculionidae. Gene Ontology annotation, biological process: proteasome-mediated ubiquitin-dependent protein catabolic process; protein polyubiquitination. The transcript has 13 exons. Gene Ontology annotation, molecular function: ubiquitin protein ligase activity; zinc ion binding; protein binding. The coding region runs from base 273 to 2375 and encodes 700 amino acids. The record is from RefSeq and is a predicted model, not a curated record.
ACGUUCCCCACCCUCUGCGAAAAACUAGAUCGUGCCGGAUAUGUAUUGAUUUUCAUGAGAGAGAGGUCACCCUCUGCGUUUCUCAAACAAAAACAUUGAACAGCUGAAGGUAACUUGCAUGAAAAGAGGCUAUAUAACUUAGAUCUUUUCAAAUAUUGCACUGUGAUUAUAAUUAGUUUUUUUUUCGAAGACAGACCUGAUUGUUUUUAAAUGUGUCAAACUUGAAAAUAUGUAAGCUGUUUUCCCGGAAAAUAAACGACUAAUACAUCCUUAUGUCUUUAUUUUGCUGUCCAAUAACUGGAAUUGGAGGAAGAAUGCUCAGUAUGAACUCAACUUUAGUAGAGACCGUAAGCAUUAACUAUGAAGAUUUUAACGAAAGUUUUCUUACCUGUGGCACCUGUUUGUGUAUGUACGAUGGAAACGAACACACUCCAAAGUUACUCCAGUGUUCACAUACAGUGUGUCUGCAUUGUCUCACCAGGAUUGCAGCUUCACAAACUAGAGACACCGGAUCCUUUCGAUGUCCAAUUUGUCGGGAGUUGAUUACUAUUCCUAGAGGGGGAGUAAGUGCACUACCGCCCUCAUUUUUAGUAAAUCAACUGUUGGAUUUAAUGUCCAGGCAAAGGCGCGAAGUAAUUCCAAACUGUUCAGUUCACAUCAACCAAGAGCUGCGAUUUUGCGAGACUUGCGACACAGUAUUCUGUAGGCUGUGUACAGGAGGAUCUCACAAUGACAGUACUAGUAGCUCUGAGCACAACAUCAUACCAUUCUCUAUUGCCAUCAAACGCAUGUCAGAAAUUUUGUUAUAUAAAGCAAACGAGUGUAUUUCAAAGUUAAGCCAAGCGCAAGAACAAGUUUCAUCAGAACUUGCCAGGUUGAAUACGGCAAAAGAGAAAUGUUUGGAACAGAUCGAUACUACUUUUCAGCUAAUACAAUUAGCGGUUGAUAAAAGAAAGCAAGAGAUGUUGGAUCAAGUGAAUCAAAUGUGUAACGAGAAGAAACGAGUGUUAGAGGAGCAACAUGGCUUAAUUGAAAAUGAGAAAAAUAAAGUCGAGCAAGAAUGCCAGGGUCUGCAGUACCAAGUUGAAGUUCGCAAUAUUACUCAGAAGAUUGAAAUACUGACUGAAAAACUAGAUACGGCAUUUAGUUUAGGAGAGCCUAGAGAAAACGCAUUUCUCACGUGUGAUUUUAGUCUUAAUGAUAGUUUGGAUCAAGUUCAGCAGCACUUAGGAAUAUUAGGGAAAGUUAGGUCUUCCACAACGUUUCCUAGUUUAUGCACUGCCCAAAUCGAGGACAACAUAAUUGCGGGGAUUGAGACUUGUAUUUCACUAAAUACUGUCGACUAUCAUGGUAAUUCCAGGAAAACGGGUGGGGAUCCGAUACAGGCUGAAAUAAUAGCGGUAUCGACUGAAGUAGGUCCUGACCCUACAUUUUUACUUAGAAUUCAAGACUGUGAUGAUGGUACUUACAAGAUAUUCUUCCGACCUAAAAAGGCGGGAAGAUAUGGUAUAAAACUAUCUGUGAUUGAAAGGGCUAUUAAAGAUAAUCCAUUGUUCUUCGACGUUUCGGAGCAUAACAAUCCUGUCGCGUCGUAUGGUAGUAGAGGAAGUGGCAAGGACGAGUUUAACCAACCAGUUGCCGUCGCAAUAGAUGAGAGAGAUCAGACUAUAUAUGUAUUAGAUACAGGCAAUUCAAGAAUAAAAGUUCUCAACGAGAAAUUUGAAUGUAUAAAGCAAGUAACAAAUGAAGGAUUAUUAGGAAGAAGUUGUACAGGUAUUGCAAUCUCAACCAAUGGAUUGAUUGUGGUUAACUGGAGAACCAAAAUAGUAACGGAAAUCACGACAGAUGGGGAAACUUUAAAGUCAUUUACUUAUAACGCCUUUCAAGAGCCUAUAGAUGUCGCGGUGGAUAGAAGCUACGGGCAUAUUUUGGUAGCUGAUAAUGGGCUAAGUUGCGUGUUUGUAUUUGAUGAGGAUGGAAAAAUUUUAUUUCAGGUUGGAAAAAAGGGAACCUUUGCUCUUAUUUCUGCCGUAUCGGUAGGUCCAACUGGUGAAAUUCUUGUUGCUGAUAGUAGAAUCCAAAUGUUUUCUGCAAAAGGCGACUUCAUGGAAGUGAUCUAUGAUGAAGGAAAAGGAAAAGGAAGAUUUGGAGGGAUAACAAUAGAUUCAGAAGGUCGUAUAGUCGCCAGUAGAACAGAACAAAAGGGACGCAGCUAUUUGCAAGUUCUGUCUUCGCAUGACAAAACAGUGAAUCAACACAUUGACUCCCAUGACUCAAAAUUAAAAAGACCUGGAGGAUGUGCUGUUACCAAUGAUAAUCACGUUGUUGUGGUCGAUCUUGGUAAUAACUGCAUAAAAAAAUAUAGAUAUUGGUAAAAUUAAAAGUGGAUUUGUAUAAUAUUUUACUUCUUGUACUCUUAAUUUUGACGGUUUUGUUAAAUAUCGCGGAUCUGUGUUUGGCCAAUUGACCUGAUUAAUAGUGGAAUAUUAAUAUUUACAAUUUUUUUGAGUUUUAAAAGCCCCAUGGUAUUAAGAGAGAGAAAAUGCCAUAGUUAUAACAAUAAUAUACAAUAAUGCGCUGCAAUAUCAAACUUCACCAAUUAAGGAAUUAAAAAACCUUAUUUAGACAUAACUUUAAAACUAGCAAAAGUAUUAAAUUCCGGUUUCAAAGCUUUUCGUUCAACUUUGGUCUUCUUUUCUAAUACAGUCAAAAACUUAAGUGUACCGCGUGAUUACAUUUUCCAAGUAAAAUAAUAAAAACUC